AUGGCGGAGGUUGGGGCGGCCGAAACGGAGGGUGCUGAGAAGAAGACCGCGGGGACCUCGGCGGCUCCGGUGUCGUUCAGCUUCACCCGGACCACCGGGAGGAGGCGGCUUCUCGCCGUGACGGGGCAAAGCGGCGGAGAAGAUAAACAGGAAACCGAUUUCCUGCGCGCCGUUGAGGGGCGGGAGCUGCAAAGCGUACGGCCGGCCCCACAGCCCAAAGAGCUUGUGAUCCCCCUGAUUCAGAAGAACCAGUGGAAGAAGCCAGCAGACCCAGCGCCCCUCCAGGACCUGAAGGGGAGUGAUGGGGUUGAAGCCCAAGCAGUCAGAGAGCUCAUUGAAGAAUCCAAGAAGUCGCAGGAGCAAUGGGAGAGCGGCAGCAAGGUUGACCCCGCAUUCGCCAUCCCCCUCCUCAUGCAGAAUCGCGUCCCCGACGGAUACGAGGACGGCGAGAAGGUGGACGUCAGCCUCCGCCCGGAAUCGUCAACGGAGGCAGACUACGAAGAAGUGCCAGUCGAUGCCUACGGUAUCGCCAUGCUGAAGGGCAUGGGGUGGAAGGCUGGUGAGGGCAUCGGGCGGACCUUCAAGCAGGAUGUGAAGCCGCCGGAGAACCGUCUUCGGCCCAAGGGUCUGGGCCUCGGAGCUGACCGCUCAGCGGCCCAGGAUUUGCAGCCAUCCGGGCCCCGGCGCCCCCCGAAGCCGGGCGAGGAACAGUCAAAAAGCCAAGACGAACCAUUGGGGCUGGUGACGGGAGGGGCCGUUUUCAUUGAGGCCGGGCCCCACAAGGAGCUCUAUGGAAAGAUUGAAGGCACGGAUGCCGACAACGCUCGCAUCAUGGUGAAGCUGGCCAUCGGUGGCAAGAUUGUGACCGUGAGCCAGCACGGAGUUCGCCCUGUGGCCCAGAAGGAAUACGACAAGUUUGCCAAAGACCUCAGCCGCCUCAGCAAGGCCCACAAAGAGAAAGAGGCCGAACAGAGGAACGGGGCCAAGCAUGACCCGGAGAGCGGGGCUGCACCAGACAAAAAGGAGGAGAGAAACAAGAAGAGGAAGCACCCCCCGGAGGCUGAAAGAGACGAAUGCUCGGGAAAGCACAGCAAGACAGGCACCGGCGGCCAUUCCUCGUCCAAAGGGCCGCACUGGUUGCGGCGAGACCUGCGAGUCCGCUUUGUGGAUAAGCUCUACAAGGGGGGCAAAUACUACAAUACAAAAAUGGUCAUCGAAGACGUCCUCAAGCCCGAUACCUGUGUAUGCCGGUCGGAAGAGGGCCGAAUCUUGGAUGGUAUCCAGGAGUCCAUGCUGGAGACGGUGAUUCCUCGGGGUGAUUCAGACUGGGUGAUGGUGGUGCUGGGGGAGCAGGCUGGCCAGGUGGGCCGCAUUCUGCGUCGAAACAAGGACCAAAGCUGCGCAGUGGUGCAGCUGCAGCAGGAUGAAGAUAAGCUGCUGACUCUGGAGUAUGACGCCGUCUGCCACUACGUUGGCGGAACGGAGGACGACUGA
Euleptes europaea (tarantolino) is the source of this 1494-nucleotide messenger RNA. It is a transcript of the gene GPKOW, whose product is annotated as G-patch domain and KOW motifs. Gene Ontology annotation, biological process: mRNA splicing, via spliceosome. Gene Ontology annotation, cellular component: spliceosomal complex. The transcript has 11 exons. The record is from RefSeq and is a predicted model, not a curated record. Gene Ontology annotation, molecular function: nucleic acid binding. Lineage: Eukaryota; Metazoa; Chordata; Lepidosauria; Squamata; Sphaerodactylidae. Bases 1 to 1494 code for a protein of 497 amino acids.